Symbiodinium natans is the source of this 1119-nucleotide messenger RNA. The record is from the annotation of a GenBank genome assembly. NCBI's taxonomy places the organism in Eukaryota, Dinophyceae, Suessiales, Symbiodiniaceae.
AUGUACAUCUGCACCUUCAUCGCGGCCCUCAUGUGGGUGUGGUACCUGUGGCGAAGCACCACCAGAGAAGGCGAAGUGCCGCUGGGACUUCUCGUCAGCAUCUGGUUCACCACGGGCACGCUUAGCGUCGGAAUGUGUUCGCUGUGCAAUUGGGCCAUGGUACAGCUAUGGGCCUGGCUCGAUCCCCUUUGCUACAUUACAUACCCAGCAGACAACUGGCCAUGGGAAUACACCUCCACCAGGUGUAUCAUGACCAAUGCAGUGCAGUGGGUUCUGACCGCUGGAAUCAUCGAGGAGAGCUUCAAGUUCGCCUCUCUACUCAGAUUGCGGCCGUCGCCUUCGAAGGUGUUGCAAGGCGUCGCUGGCUGCAGGUGUAGGUUGCCUGGCCUUCCCAAAGCAUGGUACAUGCGGCUGGCUGAUUCGCCCCUGGCUGUAGCACUGUGCGGAGUUGCAGCAGGAGGAGGACUGGCGACGACCGAGAAUUUUAUGUACAUCUUUAGUACAGAAAGCAUUGACAAAGCUUUCAGAGAGGGAGACCUGGAAUCGGCGUAUGGUCGAAUCGCGGCAUCCUUCGCCCAUAUGGUGUGGACAGGCUAUGCUGCUUGUGGCCUGGCGAAGUGGCAGUUCCUGCCCGAGGGGGACCCUGCCAGGCCCCGAAGUCGCGUUCAGUUUCUACUUCCUCCGAUAUUUUUGCACGGCCUGUACAACUGGUGCUCUACUCUCCAGCGCUGCGAAGCCUACGAGGAGACGUACCAGGGACAGCUGUACAAAAGCGAUGGCUGCUACCUGCCGCCAACAUGGCGAAUGGUUUUCAAAGCAGCACACACCGUGCGGAGCCAAGCCAACACAAAUCUUCCUUUCUCGUCGCACUGUAUGUGCAACAACGACACUUGUUGCGGGUUGCCGGUUGUUCGUGGUGGUUGUGGUGGUGGUGGUUGUGGUGGUGGUGGUGGUGGUGGUGGUUGUGGUUGUGCGGUUGUGGUGCGGUUGUGUUUGUGGUUGUGGUGGUGGUUGCGGUGGUGGUUGUGGUGGUGGUUGUGGCGGCGGUUGUGGCGUUGGCGUGGUGGUCUCAGUCAUCUGCAUGCUGUGCCGCUGAAGGAUGUUUCGGAUAGGAUUUGA